This is a messenger RNA of Anisakis simplex (herring worm), 2001 nucleotides long. NCBI's taxonomy places the organism in Eukaryota, Metazoa, Nematoda, Chromadorea, Rhabditida, Anisakidae. The record is from the annotation of a GenBank genome assembly.
AUGGGUAUGAGUAUGGGAGGUUAUGGGUAUGGUAUGGGUAUGAGUAUGGGUGGUUAUGGGUAUAGGCGAGUGUGUGCGGAGAAUCUAACGAAUGAGUUUGCAUUCAAACGUUCGACGGGAUUUUUCACAGCGAAGACAUGUAAGGAUGAAUUCGAUAGAAUAAUCUGCAGCGGUCACCCAGAGCAUUUUAUCAGGCAGAAGGGUGAGAAGUACUCCCAGAAGGAACUGAUCAAGGCAUGGAUUGUGUAUCUGCAGAAACAGGUGAAAUUGGAGUACGCUCGACAAACCGAGAUGCUGUUGAUAAAAAUGCGCGAGAAGGCAGCGAUCUUCAAUCGGAUAUUUUCGGAGGAUAAUCCGUUGACGGAUGAGGAGAUAGCGAAGAGGUUGGAGGAGGCGAGGCUGGAGGAUAGUAAGCGAGAUCCAGAGGUAGUCAAGAGGGAGGUGGAGGCUGGGAUGGAGAAAAUUGCGGAAUUACGGGCAUUGCAUGAGGAAGAGCCAGAGAAGUAUCCCCCGCUGCGUAUCGUGAUACCCCCUUCACGGCCUGUGCAACCGUCCGAAUCGAGUCCUUCUGCAGCGCCUUUCUCACCCAUAAAACCCCUCUUCGAUGGGCUGAACUGGGACAAAGGUCAAGGGUCAUCUGGGGACGCGAAGGCGGCUGAGACCAGUGAGCCUAAGAGCAGUGGUGGUGACCUGAAAAGCCCGAAAAACGUGGAAACCGCGCAAUCCGAGGUACUGGAGGAACCACAGGUACCUCAGGUGCCUGGUGCCGAAGCUGGGACAUCUGGAACCGGAGCGGACGGUGAGAAACUAGGGGAGGAGGAGGAGAACGAGGCGACAGAGAAAGCGGAGAGUGUAGGCGAAUCGGAGAGAGCGCAGACAGUAGUGGCAGCUGCUGUUGCUACAUCCGGACAAUCGGGAACGCCAGAGGCCUCCGGGACACCAAGCACCCGAACUAGUGGGGGCGAUGGCGGUGGUAUGAGCCUGAGGUCAGCAUUGAUGAGUCCGAAGAAAUUGGUAAGAGAGGCUGAAAUUGAUGAGAAUCCGGAUGGCAUUGGCCAGUCGGGUGGCACGAUGGAGGUGACGGAGGAGGUCAAAGGUCAGCCGAGUGACAGAGGGCAAAGGUCAGAGGUCAAGGAAGAUGAGCCGGUCACGUCAUCCGAUGGAGCUGUUGGGGUGGUGUCUAGUAUAAAAAAGGAGCAGAAAUCAGAUGCAGCAGGUGAGAAGGGUUCGGUGGAAGAUCGUGGCGUGGCAAUUGCAGACUCGACUGUUCAGGAGGGAAAGACUGCCACAAACUCUGUGGAGAAAAUACCCGCGGGUUCGCCACGAGCGUUAACGGAAGGACAAGAGAAGUCGACGGGUGAGGUGCAGAUGGCUAGAGUGAAACUGGAAGCUGAGGACGUGGAGGGGGGCUCGAUGGAGGGGGAUGGGAUUGGAAGGGGGGAUGAGAUAUCGAGUAAUGAGACUAAGACUGAGCCAACAGCGCAGGAAACGACAACGAGGUCGGGUAGAAGCGUGGGCGAGGGCAGGGGAGGUGAUGAGAGGCAUACGCAGGCAGCGGGUGAGAGGAGACAGCUGAGGAAUCAGAACAGGAGUGAGGCAUCGACAAGUGCAGUGGGUCGUUCGGGCAAUAGGGCUGUGCGGAUGUCUCCGAGAAAGGCAUCCGCUGAUAUUGGACUGAAAGGCGAUUCGGAUCAGUCGAAAGGGCAGGUGCAUACGCCCGAAUUGAGAAGUCGAAAGAGUUCGGCAAGCGGAGGGCCAAGCGCCGAGACUGGAGAUGGGCCUCCAUCGCAGUCGUUGAGAAGCAGGCGGGGGGCGGAGAAAACCGACGACGGGGAGGAGCCAGUGGUGACGAGACGUCGAUCAGAGCGUCGUCGUGUAAACGAGUCGUCCGUAACGCCCUUAAGAUUGAGCGAAUUGGCGCCGCCCACAAGGCGGAAACGCACGCAUGACGGUGAUGAGAGCGCGUCAGUGGGCGGAGUUAGCGGGCAGGAUUCAGAAGGA